This is a messenger RNA of Angiostrongylus costaricensis, 243 nucleotides long. The record is from the annotation of a GenBank genome assembly. Lineage: Eukaryota; Metazoa; Nematoda; Chromadorea; Rhabditida; Metastrongylidae.
AUGAAAUGUUGCACGAAGGAGACAAUGAUUCGAUCCCGUGUAGAAUUUUGGGACAACAGCGACAUCACUAAGGCAAAACCUUCGGUUUACUAUAAUGUGGUCUAUUUCGUUAUGGUACUCUCUAUUAGGAAACUCCCACGUCCAGCGCUGAGUGUGGGGCUUUUGGAAUUGCGAACUACCAUGGAUGAUCUUGGUCGUCAUGCCAAACUUAGAAAUCCGCUCGCCGUUUUCGUUCCAUUCUAA